Messenger RNA from Aureobasidium namibiae CBS 147.97, 240 nucleotides. RefSeq lists its product as uncharacterized. Bases 1 to 240 code for a protein of 79 amino acids. The transcript is spliced from 2 exons. NCBI's taxonomy places the organism in Eukaryota, Fungi, Ascomycota, Dothideomycetes, Dothideales, Saccotheciaceae. The record is from RefSeq and is a predicted model, not a curated record.
AUGCCUCAGCCGGAAAUCUCGUGUGGUGGUCUGAGCGCUGCUUUCGCAAAGUGUAAGUUGCUGCAACCCAUUCCCGCACGUAACGACAAGGAUAACAACCGCAACAAUAGCGGUUGGACGCCAGACAAUCGAGUCGAGAAGUCCUCGGGUUGGGCUUUCCAGGAUGACUCCAAUCGUAUAUGGGAGAAGACUGUCUCGCUAGCAGCGGCGCUGGCCGAAAUGCCGGCUUACGUGGUUUGA